Messenger RNA from Ilex paraguariensis (yerba mate), 1788 nucleotides. The record is from the annotation of a GenBank genome assembly. Lineage: Eukaryota; Viridiplantae; Streptophyta; Magnoliopsida; Aquifoliales; Aquifoliaceae.
UUAUAUUGGACUGGCAAAGGCUCAAUAAGUGACACAAUAAAAUAUUAUGGUCCACUUAUAUCUGCUAUAUCCGUUUCCCCUGGUAUGAUCUAUCUGUUCAGUGUUUUCUUUCAUUUCUUUCUGCUGCCUUGUGGUGGUAAUGUCCUCUAUAGGACUGAUAACUCUCUGGAAUCUUAUUGAAACAGUUCCAAGAAACAAAGCUUCUAGCAGGCUAUCUGUUGUGCAUAUUGUUGGGAUUGUAGGAUCUUUUUUGCUCUUCUUUAUAUUCAUUUUAGGUGUUUUAUGGAAGUUGGGCUGCUUUGGUGUCAAAAAAUUGCAUGAUGAAGAACUUAGCAGAAUAGAGUUGUUUCCUGGAGGGGUUUUCAAUUUCCGUCAAAUAAAAGCUGCCACACAGAAUUUUAGCACUGCUAACAAGCUAGGUGAAGGAGGUUUUGGAACUGUCUAUAAGGGCAUACUUCCCAAGGGACCUAUCAUAGCAGUUAAACAACUUUCAACAAGAUCAAAGCAAGGAAUCCGCGAGUUUGUUAAUGAAAUUAGUACUAUUUCAGCUCUGCAACAUCCACAUCUAGUGAGACUAAUGGGAUGUUGUGCAGAAGACAACCAACUCCUACUUGUCUACGAGUACAUGGAAAAUAAUUCCCUUGCACAUGCAUUAUUUGGUGCAGAGGAACUCAAAUUAGAACUAAAUUGGCCAACUAGGGUCAAAAUUUGCCUAGGUAUAGCAAAAGGUCUGGCUUUUCUCCAUGAAGAAUCAAAAUUGAAAAUUGUCCAUAGAGAUAUUAAGCCAACAAACAUUCUGCUAGACGAGCAUUUCAAUGCAAAGAUAUCUGAUUUUGGAUUUGCUAAGCUUUAUGAAGAGGAAAAGACACACGUCAUCACCCGAAUAGCUGGAACAACGGGAUAUAUGGCACCUGAGUAUGCCAUGCGAGGUUACUUAACAGAUAAAGCAGAUGUUUAUAGCUUUGGAGUUGUGACUCUCGAAAUUAUCAGUGGGAAGAACAAUGCCACCUCUAGGCCAAAUGAUCAGAGUGUCUACCUUCUAGAUUUGGCUUAUGUUUUACAACAGCAGGGAAAUCUUAUACAACUAGUAGAUCAAGCCCUCGGAUCUGACUUCUCUCGGAAAGACGCGAUCACAAUUUUAGAUUUAGCAAUGAUGUGCACUAACCCAUCCCCUACACUCAGGCCAACCAUGUCUGAAGUUGUAAAAAUCAUGGAAGGAAAGACUAAGAUAAUUUCCUCUAGAAUCAGUGCCCCUUACCCAAUGGAUGAAUUUACAACUGCCAAGGCCAUAGCUGCUCUUUCUCAAUCCUCUCAAUCCGGGAGCACAUCACAAGAAGGGGCAUCAAACACUACAUUAUCUCAUUCUGCUAGCAAAGAGAUUGAAGAAUCUACUUUAUCUGCUGAUUAUGCAGCUGAGAUGAUCAAUGGACAACGGGGGAUAUCAGCAACGGAGACAUCUUAGCUUCGGGAUAAUGGUUAUUGAUACAGAAACCACUUGUAAGACUUUCACUUAAAAGGCCAGGUGUGUCCCAUGUUUCAUGAUCCUGCAUAUCUUGCUUUGUGCAGCUGCAUAUCGAAAAAACAAUGUUGCUUGUAUAUUGGAUACUACUACAAAUUAAGCAUAGUUAAUGAAGCAAGACAAGAAUAACUGUCAUUUAUCAUUUCAUGUUAUCCUUUUUAGCCAUUACACUAAUAAAUUCUUGGUCAUCCACCUGUCACUGUGCUCUUGAUUUCAAUUGCACCAAGGUCAUGAUUCUUAAUGGAAAGAGGAAAAAUGCAUAUUUCGGC